Molecule: messenger RNA, 501 nt
Organism: Vombatus ursinus (common wombat)
Lineage: Eukaryota; Metazoa; Chordata; Mammalia; Diprotodontia; Vombatidae
Product: collagen alpha-1(XV) chain-like
Exons: 6
Coding region: 166-501 (111 amino acids)
Source: RefSeq, a predicted model, not a curated record
CCUACUCAUCCUGGGAAUCAAGAACUAAUAACUUUCCACGGUGUUAAAGGAGAAAAAGGCUCUUGGGGCCUACCUGGGAAACCAGGCCCAAAGGGUGAAAAAGGAGAUGAAGGCGAACCAGGACCACCAGGUCCCCCAAUUCCUGUUACAUACUUGAAACACUUUAUGGAUAGAAUGAAGGGUGAGUCUGGAAACAAAGGGAUCAAAGGUGAAAAAGGAGACUCCAAUGGUGGAUUUUUUAUGCCCGGGCCCCCCGGACUGCCAGGAAGUCCUGGACAAAUGGGCCAGAAAGGUGAUUCUGUCAUUGGACCCAGAGGCCCCCCUGGGGCCCCAGGUUUGCCUGGGCCUCCUGGCUAUGGAGCUCAUGGACCCCCAGGACCUCCAGGACCUCCAGGGCCACCAGGACCUCCAGCAAUAUUGGGAUCAGCUGUGGCACUUCCAGGCCCACCUGGCCCUCCAGGCCAGCCAGGACUUCCAGGAUCCAGAAACCUGGUGAGUUAA